AUGGGUGUGGCUGGAAACCGCGGCAGCUCAGGUAAGCAGCGGCACCCAGAAGCAAGGCGGUUUCCGGAGACCCGGCGGAGAGGAGAGAGCGGCUGGGCAACCCCGAGAGCAGCCUCAGCCAGCCCCUCGCUCGCUCGCUCGCUCCUUUGGGACGCCUGCGCCGCGGCAGAGCGGCGGCGCUCAACCUCAGCCUCCCUUAGCAACCUGAACGCACCGCCCAGGUGCCUUCCUAUUGGCCUCCGGAGCUUGAUGGGCAGCUCCGCAGCGCAAUCCCACGUCGCAGCCCCCGGCUCCGCGCUUACUCAUGGGAGGGCCCGUCGGCGUUACCGCCCCCCCGGGUGCCCCGCCCCCCGGGUGCCCCGCCCCUGCCCGAGCCCCCUGUGGCGCCUGCGCGGGCGAGCUGGGGCUGUGUGCGGGGCCAGCGCGGAGCCGGAGCAGCCGCCGAGAAGCUCCUGGGCUCCGCCGAGACCGCCGUGCCCGCUCGCCGCCUCGGCCGCCGCCGCCGCCGCCGCCGCCGCCUCAGCCGCCUCAGCCGCCUCAGCCGCCUCAGCCUCGAGCCGUCGCCGCCGCCGGGCGAGCGGCCGCCUAUUGUCCUUCCCGGCGGCGAGGUGCGGAGCUGCUCCGGCUGGGCCCGCGGGGGAGCCCCGGGCGCCGCACGGUGAGAGCGCAACUUAG
Molecule: messenger RNA, 675 nt
Organism: Nyctereutes procyonoides (raccoon dog)
Lineage: Eukaryota; Metazoa; Chordata; Mammalia; Carnivora; Canidae
Exons: 1
Coding region: 1-675 (224 amino acids)
Source: RefSeq, a predicted model, not a curated record